Orbilia oligospora ATCC 24927 is the source of this 405-nucleotide messenger RNA. RefSeq lists its product as uncharacterized. The coding region runs from base 1 to 405 and encodes 134 amino acids. The record is from RefSeq and is a predicted model, not a curated record. Lineage: Eukaryota; Fungi; Ascomycota; Orbiliomycetes; Orbiliales; Orbiliaceae. The transcript is spliced from 3 exons.
AUGCAAUUCAAAUUAACUAGUCUUUCUGUCCUCGCCCUUGCGGCAGGCGUCCUAGCUCAGGAUUCUUCAACCACAACUACUACUGUCUCUGAUACUAGCAGCACCACGGCUACGGAGACAACUGACACCGCCACUUCGACUGCUACUGAUACAGUCACUGAUACUACGACUGCAGCAACUAUGACGGAUUCCACCACGGCAUCCACUACCUGGGCUAGUUCCUCAUUUACUACCACUUGGACCGGUACUACUACCGAGACAUGUGCAUGCACUACGGAUACUACGGUUACCGAUACCGCUAUCCCCGCCCCAACCUACACCGGUGAUGGUGUGGCCAAUAAUAUCAACUGGCACAGCAUUAUGGCCGCAUUUGGUGGUGUUGGGGUACUCAUGGCGGCUCUUUAA